Molecule: messenger RNA, 1599 nt
Organism: Euleptes europaea (tarantolino)
Lineage: Eukaryota; Metazoa; Chordata; Lepidosauria; Squamata; Sphaerodactylidae
Product: vomeronasal type-2 receptor 26-like
Exons: 5
Coding region: 1-1599 (532 amino acids)
Biological process (GO): G protein-coupled receptor signaling pathway
Cellular component (GO): membrane
Molecular function (GO): G protein-coupled receptor activity
Source: RefSeq, a predicted model, not a curated record
AUGGCUACCAUCUUAGCCAGCUACAAGAUACCACAGAAUAUAAAACCUUCUUGGGUGAGAGGUGAUGGCUUUAUCCAGGACUUCUGGGAGCAGGCCUUUGACUGCUCCUUUAAAAGUGCUGAUGAACUUGAGGAAAGCGAGAAACUGUGUACUGGAGAGGAGAAGCUGGAGAACCUUCCUGGGACUUUGUUUGAAAUGAGCAUGACGGGCCAGAGUUACAACAUCUACAAUGCUGUCCACGCUGUGGCACAUUCUUUGCAUGCCAUUUACAGAUUGAGAGCCAAAUCCAGAACUCUGGUAGAAGGAGAGAGGGUAGAAUUUCAGAAUGUGCAGCCCUGGCAGCUCCAUCACUUUCUAAGGACAAUCUUGUUCAAUAACAGUGCUGGAGACGUGGUACAUUUUGAUGAGCAUGGAGAAUUGAUUGCAGGUUUUGAUGUCACAAACUGGGUAACAUUCCCAAAUGGAUCUUUUGCGAGAGUAAAAGUGGGAAGGCUGGAUCCUCUGGCUCCUCCAGGCAAAGAGUUAACCCUGAAUGAUGAUCAGAUUGUGUGGCACAGAAGCUUUAACCAAGUGCUGCCCCUUUCUAUGUGCAGUGACCACUGCCAACCUGGCUACACCAAGAAGAAAAAGGAGGGCGAGGCAUUUUGCUGUUACGAUUGUGUUCCGUGUCCAGAAGGGAUGGUCUCAUAUCAGAAAGACGUGGAUGCAUGUGUCACAUGUCAAGAAGACAGCUAUCCUAGCAAACCUCAAAAUGAAUGCAUUCCCAGAGAUAUAACCUACCUCUCCUACAAAGAACAUUUGGGCAUCAUCUUAUCUUUGCUGGCUAUUACUUUGUCAAUAAUCACAGCCUUGGUAUCUGGAAUAUUUGUGAAGCACCGGGAUACACCCAUCAUCAAAGCCAACAACCGGAGCCUCACCUACCUUCUCCUCAUCUCCCUCCUGCUUUGCUUCCUCUGCUCCUUGCUGUUCAUUGGGCAGCCUGCAAAAGUGACCUGCCUACUCCGACAAACAGCUUUUGGCAUCGUCUUCUCCAUAGCUCUUGCCAGCAUAUUGGCUAAAACCAUCACUGUGGUUCUGGCAUUUGUGGCUACCAAACCAGGAUCCAGGGCAAUGAAAUGGGUGGGGAAAAGAAAGGCAAAUUCUAUUGUCCUGUUCUGUUCCUUGAUUCAAACCGUUAUCUGUGUCUUCUGGUUAAGUACUUCUCCUCCUUUCCCUGAUAAAGACAUACAUUCCCUGAAUACAAAAAUCAUACUGAAAUGUAAUGAGGGCUCGACCGCUUUUCUUUACUGCGUCUUGGGCUACAUGGGCUUCCUGGCCAUCGCCAACUACACUGUCGCUUUCCUGGCCAAGAAGUUACCCGACAGUUUCAAUGAAGCCAAGUUUAUCACUUUCAGCAUGUUGGUCUUUUGCAGUGUUUGGCUGACUUUUGUUCCAACCUACCUGAGCACCAAAGGGAAAGACAUGGUGGCCGUGGAGAUCUUCUCCAUCUUAGCCUCUGGGGCUGGUUUGCUGGGCUGCAUUUUUUCACCAAAAUGCUACAUAAUUUUGUUGAGGCCUGAGCUGAACAACAAGGAACAGUUAAUAAGGAGGAAAAAAUGA